UGGUUUAAGUAAAUUUAGUUGUGGAUGUAUGAUUAUUUGACGAUCGAAGGCGUUUACAAAGCGUACCUAAGACGAACGAUUUCUUCGAGCGAGUGAAAGAAAGAUGAUUAAGGAAGAUCCUCAAAACCCAGUUGAAGGAGCUAAACAUGAAGUACCUUUUUCAAGCUUGGAAGAAAUGGGAGAUUUGAUAGGUUGAACUUUCUCACCCACUCUUGGCUUCCACAAAAUGGGAAAAACCUAAAAGCAAAAGAGGAGACUUAGGGAAGUGAAGGGAAAAUAUAGCAUUUACUCGCGAUCUAAUGAUACAACAAAACUGUCUGUCACGGUAUGUUACGAGCCUCGAACUCUCCUUUACCCGUUACGAUCUAAUGAUACAAAACUGUGGCAACCCUUUAUGUCUCCUUGUCUGCCAUUUUUAUGAGCCCUCUCUAAACUGAAUUAUAAUACAAUUUUCCUUCCAAAUGGGAAAACAAGAAAAAAAAAUGAAGGCAAUUAAUUGGGGGUAUGGUCCCCUCCUCCUUUGUUUAUAUUCUUAUCUUCCAAAAUAAAGAUCCAAGUUGUAAGCAGUUUACUUUGACCGCCCACCGGCUUCCUCUCCCCUUCCACGGCCGCCGCCGUGUCUUCUUUUCUCCUUCACCCAUUCUCCACGUUCAUCAACACCCCUUCACGUCUUCCCUAAUCUUCAUACUUUUCCACACUUCAUUCUCUAUAAAUUUCCACCCCUUUCUCCAUUUAACAAUCAACAACAAACACACUGCUUGUUAUUAUAUUAACUAGCUCACUUCAGCCAUGCCCGCCGCCGCCGCCGCCCCACUUCCUUUCCUUUUCUGUUUACUUCCGCUGCUUUUUCUUCAACAUGCCACCGCUCAGACCACUCAUGAUGUCGGCGACUCCACCGGUUGGACUGUUCCACCCAGCGGCGCUGCUUUCUACUCCGACUGGGCUGCUAAAAACACCUUCUCUGUCGGCGAUUCACUUCGAUUUGCCUUUACAACAGGAUCGCACAGCGUACUCAAAGUAUCAUCAAAAGAAUCGUUUGACGGUUGUAAGUUCGAGAACGGCAAUGGAGAUAUCAUGACGACAGGUCCGGCGACGGUGCCGCUCAACAGCACGGGCAUGCACUACUUUGUUUGCACUAUUGGUCCGCACUGUUCGCUUGGCCAAAAGGUAGCCAUCAAUGUCGGCUCCACCGCUGCCGGUGGUCCGAUGUCACCCCCCCUGCCUGCCGCACAAUCACCGCCGCCGUCGCCUUCCUCCGCCAAUGCUCUGGCGGCAACCCUUUAUCUCACUUUCUCCGCCGUUCUGAUGGCCCUCUUUUAGAUUGCAUUUUUCAUAAUUACGUCAGAUUGUUUAGUCCACAGAUAGUGAGGGAUUCCAUUUCUUUUGUCUUCCAAUAAAUUUGCUCAUUUUUGCCCC
Molecule: messenger RNA, 1416 nt
Organism: Cucurbita maxima (winter squash)
Lineage: Eukaryota; Viridiplantae; Streptophyta; Magnoliopsida; Cucurbitales; Cucurbitaceae
Product: cucumber peeling cupredoxin-like
Exons: 3
Coding region: 790-1320 (176 amino acids)
Cellular component (GO): plasma membrane
Molecular function (GO): electron transfer activity
Source: RefSeq, a predicted model, not a curated record